GUCUAUGAGUAGAGUUCGGGAUCGUCGGUCGCAAUCAACUGGUCGCUCCUGGUGGUGCAACUGGCCAUAGCCCCCGCGCAGAGCAGGUUCCCCAGGUUCGGUUCGUUGUCCUGCCACCAAUACCAAGCAGUGUCUGUGUCGGUGUGUGUGUGUGUACCGUGCCAGGUUGACCCCCGGGGGUUCUUUGCACACUCUUACAACAAAGUCGCGCCAGGAAGUAGGCAGCAGCAUCAACAGAAGAAGAUCUACGGGCUGGUUCCAAGUCUAGCCGUCGAGGGCAGUUUACCAGUGAAUUUGGUGCAAAAUGGAACCCGUAUUAAAGUGACAUAAAAGUGUGUGCCGUAUUCCAAAGUGUUUCCCACUAAGCUCAAAAGUGUUCCUCGUCGUACCAUUAGUCUAGUCUCAAUGGUGACUCCAAGUUGUCCUAAUCGACGCUAGUGUUAGUCUUACUAGAGAAAUCAAAAUCUAGCACAAAAUCAUCACACAAACAAGUCUCCCCCUUCCACAACCAAACAAAAAUGGAUAAAAGCAUAGUGCCGGCGGACGGAAACCCGGCGGCCAGCAACCUGCCCACGUCGACGGUGCUCCUGCCGGACGAUGUGCUCGAGAAGCUGUACCAGAGCUACGCCCUCAAACAGAAACGGGUCGCCUUCGGGUGCUAUCUGGCCGCGUCGAUACUGUUCGACGUGUGGGCCAUCCUGGUGCCCCAGGGCCAGGGCUGGGAGAGCAUAGUGGUAACGAGCGUGUUCCUAACCCUGAACGUCACGCUGGCGGCGAUACUGCGCUUCUGCGGCAAGAGCCGCUUCCGGGGCUUCAUCUGGGAGGUGGCUCCGCACGCGGCCUGGCUGCUCGCCAUCAAACAGCUCUUCCUGCAGCUGUUCCUCAAAGGAUCCGUCACGCCGAGGGAUUCCCUCGGCUGGGCGGUGCUGCUUAAUUUUUUAGUGUACGUCACCCUGCCGGUCCUGCUGAAGUACACCGGCAUCCUGCUGGGGCUGGGAUCGUUCGCAACCUAUGUCAACGCCAUCAUUGGGCUGGCCAAGAAGGAGAACUAUUUCUGGGAACAGCAAAUUGCCAACAUCCUUCUGCUGGUAGCGGCCACCGCCAUCGGGCUGCUCGUCUACUUCCUAGCCGAAGCCAAACAACGAAGAGCUUUUCUCGAAGCAAAGCAGGGCCUAGAGGUGAAGAUGCUGAUCGAGGAGCAGUCGGCCGAGCAGGAACGAUUACUCCUAUCGGUGCUGCCCGAGCACGUCGCGGUGAAAAUGCGACAAGAUCUAGGAUCAACAAACUCGGAGCAGUUCAAGAAAAUCUACAUGAGUCGUCACGAAAAUGUCAGCAUUCUGUACGCGGAUAUCGUCGGCUUCACCGCCAUCUCGUCCACCUACUCGGCCCAGGAUUUGGUGAAAAUUUUGAACGAACUUUUCGCACGUUUCGACCGCUUAGCUGAGAAAUACCAGCAAUUAAGGAUAAAGAUCCUGGGUGAUUGCUACUACUGCAUCAGCGGCGCUCCCGUGGAACGUCCGGACCACGCCGUCCUCUGCGUCCACAUGGGACUCUCGAUGGUGAAAGCUAUCAAAUAUGUCCAGCAGAAGACCAACUCGCCCGUUGACAUGCGGGUCGGAAUCCACACGGGGGCCGUCCUAGCGGGGAUCCUUGGCCAGCGCCAGUGGCAGUUUGACGUGUACUCGAAGGAUGUCGAGCUCGCCAACAAGAUGGAGUCCAGCGGGAAGGCCGGACGGGUUCAUCUGUCGGAGAAAACGCUCAGCUUUCUGAACGGGGAGUUCGAGGUGGAGCCCGCGUUCGGUGAGAAGCGCGAGGAAGCCCUGCGGAUAGCCGGGCUGAAGACGUUUUUCAUCAGUAAAGUAUUGAAGCCGUUCUGCGCUGCCGAACACAGGAUGAACGGUUCCGCCGACCCGAAGGACGUCGUCAUAGAACCGGAUGGCCCAUCCGAGGUAUCCCAGGACGACCCCGACAACGAUCCCAAGACCCCAGCCGACGAGGAGUCCAACGCCGGACUGGACGACGCCAAGUCGGACGACAACUCCGCCGAGGAGUACAAGGUGCGGCUGCGGAAGGAGCUGGUCAGCCGCGAUGGGCACCGGGAGAUCUACAAGGACAUCAACGUGCUGCUCCGCUUCAAGGACGACACCAUCGAGCAGGCCUACGGACUGUACCGCCAGCCGCAGAGUUCGGUGCCGCUGCUGGGCGGACUCAUCGUGCAGUUCAUCGGGCUCGUCUUCUCCAUUCUAGUUCUUCCACGCACCGCGUUGCACUUUGAGAUCGUAAUACCGCCGCUGAUAAUUAUUGCCAUUCUUGUUUUCAUCUCGGUGGCGGAGAAUUUCCCCGGGAGUCUGCCGGCGUUCAUCACGUUAAACAGCAAACGUUUCAACGACUGCCUCGGACUCCGCAAGUCGACGGCCAUCAUAAUCGUCCUGCUCAUCGGAAUAUCAAACGCCAGUGAUAUGCUGGCCUCCUCCGGCAGGACUGCGCUGCACCUGAACGUGACCAACGCGUCCCUGCUGUCCACCGAGAUGCAUCCGGCGACCAUCUGUCUGUUCCCGUCGUACUUUAGCAACUUUGCCGUGCUCAUCCUGAUUGCCGUGUCCAUCAUCACGCAGCUGUCCCAUCUGAGCAAAAUCGCAUUAAUGGUCAUUAUCACCGCCAUUCAUUGCUACAUCAACGUUUUCCACCUAGACGAAGCAUUCCGGAACGAGGAUUUCGGGAUUUUGAAUGUAUUUCCACUGAGGUACACGCUGUCCGCGCUGCUGGUCGCCGUGACGAUUGCGCUGUCCCUGUUGGCACGACACAUCGACAAGGUCGACCGGGUGAUCUUCAUGUGGAAGACGGAGGUGAGCGAUCAGAAGGAGCGCGCCUCGGACAUGCGGCGCCGCAACGAAGCGCUCGUGUACAACGUGCUGCCGAUGCACGUGGCCGAGCACUUUAUGGGCAACAAGAAGCGCUCCCACGACGACCUGUACUCGCAGAGUUACGCCGAGGUGGGGGUGCUGUUUGCCAGCAUGCCCAACUUUUCCGACUUUUACUCGGAGGAAACGGUCAACAAUCAGGGCCUGGAGUGUUUGCGGUUUCUCAACGAAGUGAUAUCGGACUUUGAUGCGCUUCUCGAGUUGCCCCAGUUCCAGGACAUCAUCAAAAUCAAGACAAUCGGCUCGACGUACAUGGCAGCCAGCGGGUUGAACCCGUCACGAAUCGUCAAACCGGAGGAUCCAAUUUCACUCCGAUGGGCUCACCUGGCGCUGCUGGUGGAGUUCGCCCUGGAGCUGAAGAAGGCCCUGCAGGGCAUCAACGAACAAUCGUUUAAUCACUUUGUGUUGAAGAUGGGCGUCAACCACGGGCCGAUUACGGCUGGAGUGAUUGGCGCGCGGAAGCCGCACUACGAUAUCUGGGGAAACACGGUGAACGUGGCGUCUCGGAUGGAGAGUACCGGCAAGGCCGGAGCUGUGCAGGUGACCGAGGAAACCUGCCAGAUCCUGCAGACCUUCGGGUACACCUUCGAGCAGCGUGGCCUAGUCGCGGUCAAGGGCAAGGGCCAACUGAUGACCUACUACUUGCAGGGCAAGGUGCCCAAGAACGCGUCCCCGAUCCUUCCGGUGACCACGAUGGAGACGGUCCAGGAGGUCGAAGAACCCAAAGAGUCCCCACCGGCCCUAGCCCCCUCGGAAUCUCCCGCCCACCAGAUCACGUCGGUGUCGUCGAGCACCACCAGCCCCAACAGUGUCCGCCUGAACCAGGAGUACGUGGAGAUGAAGGUGAGCAGCAGCAGCACAUCGAAUGCGGUACCAGCAAUCACCGUGAACGAACAGAACCACCAGCUUGUGACUGAACAGAAGCAGCAAUCCAGUAAAGAAUCGAAAGCCGGAGAUGGUGUCUCCUCCAGUGGGGACGGAAAACCACCGCUGUUUAACGGUGAAACCGAAGACGCGGACGUCAAGACGCCCCUCCUGAACGAUAAAAACAGCACAAACGCCAAUCACUUUAGCGAAGGGGAGAAGGACGCACUUCUGGAGAAUAGUAAUUAGAUGGGUUAGGUAGAAUGAUACGAUGAUUAUGCUGCCAGGGUGGAUACUGGGUGAGAUAAAUCGACUUGGGCAAUGGAUUGCAUUUUUAUUCUUGGUUUUGUUCGAAAUAACAUUGAAGAUCUUCGGACUUGCAUAAUCGGAUCUGAAAUCAUGUUUUUCUCUACGUUUUAGCAUACUUUACAAGUCUUGCUGAAAAACGAUUGGAACAAAACUAACUUUGUACAAACAUCCUAAAUAUUUUAAAAACAAUAAUAAACUUACCACGAUUUUUCCGUUUAAAAUCCAAUUGAGAAAUAUGUUUUUAA
Molecule: messenger RNA, 4339 nt
Organism: Culex pipiens pallens (northern house mosquito)
Lineage: Eukaryota; Metazoa; Arthropoda; Insecta; Diptera; Culicidae
Gene: Ac3
Product: adenylate cyclase type 3
Exons: 20
Coding region: 519-4034 (1171 amino acids)
Biological process (GO): cAMP biosynthetic process; intracellular signal transduction; adenylate cyclase-activating G protein-coupled receptor signaling pathway
Cellular component (GO): plasma membrane
Molecular function (GO): adenylate cyclase activity
Source: RefSeq, a predicted model, not a curated record